AUAAAUAAAAACAUAUUUAAACACAAAAGUUGAUGGUGUAAUUUCCUGCCACAGCAUAUCAGCAUGCAUGCUCUCUCUCUCUCUCUCUACAAUUUCUCUUCUCCUCCGCCAAUCUGUUUUUCUCCGAAAUCUGAACAAGGAAACACAAUAGCAUUCUCCCUCCGUCAAUUCAUCAAAAUCAAUUGGGGAUAAUUGUAAGAUUCUAGGGUUAUGAACCAGAGUGAUAAUGGGGAUUCCGAUCCCUCCGUCGUUUGCUAUUACCUCAAUCGAAUCAACACCAGAGGUUUACCCUUCGGAGAAAAUCCUCUCGGUUAUUCACUCCCUUCUUUUCUCUUGCAAUUUUCCCUUAUUUCUAUCCUCACUCGUUUCUUUCACUUACUUCUCCGCCCUCUCGGACAGCCCCUCAUCGUCUCCCAGAUUCUUGCUGGUAUAUUAUUAGGGCCGUCAAUGCUGGGCCGAGAUGCGUCGUUCUCGGCAAAAGUGUUUCCGACAAAGUCGAGGCUAGUGCUCGAUACCGUAUCCGUUUUCGGUUUCAUGCUCUUUGUUUUCCUAAUCGGUGUGAAAAUGGACCUGUCCGUUGUUCUGAGAUCCGGUAAAAAGGCAUUGGCCGUGGGCAUUCUAGGUUUCUUCAUACCGCUCGUGCUCGCGAGUUUAGUCGCUUUUCUCCUCGACAAAUUUCUCGCUCUAGACCACGAUAUUGCAAGAGCACUCCCCCACGUAGUGCCUAUGCUGUCGAUGACGGCUUUUCCGGUUAUUACAUGCUUUCUUGACGAGCUCAAGAUUCUCAAUUCCGAGAUCGGCCGUUUAGCCUCUUCUUCUUCGGUUAUCUCCGACGUGUGCCUCUGGUCAAUCAUGUGCGUGCUUUCAUUCGCUGACCUGGCGAGGACGAGUUCGGUGAUAGUGAUCGUGGGGUCGCUCGUGACAUCUGUUCUGUUUUUCACGGUUGUUAUAUUUGUGAUUCGUCCGGCAGCUUUAUGGGUGAUAAGGCACACACCAGAAACGAGACCUGUGAAGGAGAGGUAUAUUUUUAUAGCCCUUGUGGUAUUGAUGGUGAGUGGAUUUGCGGGUGAAGUUAUUGGAAUUCACGCCACUACAGCUUCAUUGGUCCUGGGCUUGAUUGUACCGGACGGGCCCCCCUUGGGUGCGGCCUUGUCUGAGACGCUCGAUUGCUUUGUCUCUUUGUUGCUCUUGCCGAUUUUUUUCGCUGUUUCUGGAUUGAAGGUGGAUGUUUUUUGCAUACAGAAUUGGACAAAUAUUGGAGUUUUGGAGUUGGUCUUUUUUGUUGCGUUUGUGGGGAAGCUUAUCGGUUCGAUGUUGCCUCUUAUUAUUUGUCGGAUGCCGUUUCGGGAUGCUCUUUCUCUGGGGUUGAUUAUGAAUACGAAAGGAAUUGUCGAACUUGCCAUCUUAAAUGAUAUCAAGAACAAGAAAAUCGUGAACGACGAAAUCUACACCAUUAUGAUAGUUUCCCUGGUCGCUACAACUGGAGUAAUUUCCCCAAUAGUAAAGUUCCUUUAUGACCCUUCGAAGAGGUACAUCGCGUACAAGAGACGAACCAUUCUCCACUGCAGAGGCAAUGACGAACUCCGCAUACUCGCAUGCAUACACCACCAAGAAAACGUGCACUCCAUCAUAAGCCUCCUCCAAGCAUCGAACAUCACAAAAGAUUCCCCCAUGGAUUUGGUGGUCCUCCAUCUCGUCAAGCUCAUGGGCCGGGCCUCCUCUCUCCUCGUACCGCACCGACAAAAGGACAAGCCCCCUCGCAACCCCACUCAAUCGGAACGUAUUUUCAAUGCCUUCAAAAAAUUUGAAGAGCAAAAUCCCGGAUUCCUCAACGUGCAUUGCUACAAAGGCAUCGCUCCUUACAUGACAAUGCACAACGACGUGUGCUCGUUGGCUCUAGAGAAGAGGACCAUCCUUAUAAUUCUUCCGUUUCACAAGCAAUGGAGUUCGGGCGAGACGACCGAGUCUUCCCAUGCGCAUAGGCAUCUAAACAAGAGUGUGCUCGAGAAAGCUCCUUGCUCCGUUGGGAUUCUUAUCGACCAUCGAAGCUUCAAAUCUAUGCAUAAGAUGAACGAGCGCUCGACUUUCCGAGUGGUGGUGCUAUUUUUCGGAGGGGCGGACGAUAGGGAGGCGCUAGCGUACGGUCAACGAAUGUCGGACCGGAGUAGCGUGGGGUUGACCGUGGUAAGGUUUGUGAAUUCGGGGCCGACGGCGGAGAUUGUGGCGGGCACGGAGAGGAGCAAGAUGCUCGAUUCGGAUAUUUUGAGAAACUUCAAGAGUAAAACGAAGUACGGUAGUGUGGAGAAAAUAGAGUAUAGGGAGAAAGUUGUGGGUUGCGGGAUGGAUGUGAUUGUGGUGGCGAAAUCGGUGGUGAAUUCUUGUAAUCUUGUUUUGGUGGGGAGAAGGCAUGGUGACUCGACUAUUAUGCUUCAGCUCGGAAAGUGGAACGAGCGCGGUGAUUUGGGGGCGAUUGGGGAAAUUCUUGCCGCGUCGGAAUUAAAAGGGGAGGCUUCGGUUUUGGUGGUGCAGCAGCAGACUAGAUUAUGGGGGUUGAAAGACCCCGAGGAGUCGACACAUUUGCGAAGAAUCAAGUUGUAGGUUUUUUGAAAAAUAAAAUAAAAAAUCGAAUAUUUGA
Molecule: messenger RNA, 2635 nt
Organism: Erythranthe guttata (spotted monkey flower)
Lineage: Eukaryota; Viridiplantae; Streptophyta; Magnoliopsida; Lamiales; Phrymaceae
Product: cation/H(+) antiporter 15
Biological process (GO): proton transmembrane transport; regulation of pH
Cellular component (GO): membrane; endomembrane system
Molecular function (GO): antiporter activity
Source: RefSeq, a predicted model, not a curated record